CAAUCCUGCCUCGUACAGCGUGGAGGACUUGACUCUGAUUUACCUCGGCGUCCAAUCGUAUAUUGCUGAACAGCGUGGGCGCCAGGACAAGCGUGGAAACAUGCUUGGUGAGUUAGAACGCGUCCUCUCUCUCUCUUCAGCGAGCCUUGCUGAUGAUUGCGCAGUCCAUAUCGUCGCGGACAACAGCACCAAGCGAGCGGCCAACCACCACCGCCACUCGACCAAAGCAAUUACGUUCCACAACGAAGAGGCCGGCGAUGUCGUUAGCUGGCUGACGCGCAGCACAGCCGCGACGGGCGGCAAGUGCAUCAUCGCCUCGGCUUAUACGGUUUACAACGUCCUGACGGCUACAAGACCCGACGUGAUCCGUACACUGGCCCGGUCUGAUUGGCCCUUUGCUCUGCCUCGCUUUCAAUGCCGUCCGGUCAUAUUUUACCAAGACUCGAAGCUCAUUAUGAACUUUGGUCGCGCUGCUCUCAUGGGGAGCGAAGCGCAUCCUCGACCCCGGAACCUGCCAUCCUUGUCGGCGCGUCAGAUCGAGGCCUUGGAUGCCAUCGAAGCGAUUGCCCGAGCCACUCAGUUGGAGAUCCAAACGCAGGCAGGAGAUAUGCAUUUCAUCAACAACCUGGCUAUCCUGCACCGCCGCGAGGGUUUUGCUAACGGGCAGGCACCCACGGAGAAACGCCACCUGGUGCGCAUGCGCCUCCGCAGCGCCGAGAAGGGAUGGCCGAUCCCCCGCGAGCUUGAGACAGAGUGGGAUGCGGCCUUCAGGAAGCACGGAGUCAAGCACUGGCACGUGGAGCCCAUGCCGUCGUACUUUUUCCCCAUGCGCAACCAGCCCAACUAAGAUUACGGAAGACAAUUCCUUCCCGGCGCUUGUACCUUGUUUUCGCCCUUUUGUCGUUGCAUUCGAGGCGUUAUCAUGUAAGGCUGGGCAUGGCAUCUGAUUCGGCAUUCGGCAUCGGUUCUGCUUAAUCAUGGUUUUCUGGUGCGGAAAUGUUUACAAUUUGGGUCAUAAAAGGGGGUAUGCCGACAGACUGUAUCCACAUGGUUAAUUGAUUUUGGAAGAAAGGAAAUUUUGUUCUCCAUUUGUGUUUUUUUCUUCCUUUCCCCUUUAGAAUGGUGUUUUUUUUUGGCUUUUAC
Molecule: messenger RNA, 1143 nt
Organism: Thermothelomyces thermophilus ATCC 42464
Lineage: Eukaryota; Fungi; Ascomycota; Sordariomycetes; Sordariales; Chaetomiaceae
Exons: 3
Coding region: 101-847 (248 amino acids)
Molecular function (GO): oxidoreductase activity
Source: RefSeq, a predicted model, not a curated record